AUGAGUGUGUCCAAUGAGAGCAUCUCAUGGGAGUUCAUUCUCUUAGGGUUUUCAGACCGGCCAUGUCUGGAGCUGCCACUCUUUGUGGUGUUUCUAGUGUCCUAUAUUCUGACCAUCUUUGGAAAUAUGAUGAUAAUUCUUGUGUCCCGCCUGGAUGCCAAACUCAAUACACCCAUGUACUUUUUCCUCACUAACCUGUCCCUGCUGGAUCUGUGCUACACCACAAGCAUAGUCCCACAAAUGCUCGUCAACAUCUGCAGCACCCGGAAGGUGAUCAGCUAUGGUGGCUGUGUGGCCCAGCUUUUCAUUUCCCUGGCCUUGGGUUCCACAGAAUGCUUUCUCCUAGGUGUCAUGUCCAUUGACAGGUUUGUAGCCAUCUGUCGGCCUCUCCACUACUCAGUCAUCAUGCACCAAAGGCGCUGCCUCCACUUGGCAGCUACCUGCUGGAUCAGUGGCUUCAGCAAUUCAGUAUUACAGUCC
Grammomys surdaster is the source of this 480-nucleotide messenger RNA. RefSeq names its product olfactory receptor 2B2-like. Gene Ontology annotation, cellular component: membrane. NCBI's taxonomy places the organism in Eukaryota, Metazoa, Chordata, Mammalia, Rodentia, Muridae. The transcript has a single exon. Gene Ontology annotation, molecular function: G protein-coupled receptor activity; olfactory receptor activity. The annotation marks the transcript as partial. Gene Ontology annotation, biological process: G protein-coupled receptor signaling pathway. The record is from RefSeq and is a predicted model, not a curated record.